Molecule: messenger RNA, 1863 nt
Organism: Chanos chanos (milkfish)
Lineage: Eukaryota; Metazoa; Chordata; Actinopteri; Gonorynchiformes; Chanidae
Gene: blcap
Product: bladder cancer associated protein
Exons: 2
Coding region: 211-474 (87 amino acids)
Source: RefSeq, a predicted model, not a curated record
CAAUCACUUUACACCAACUAAUGGGGUCAGUUUGUGUGUGAAUGUUCAAGAGUGAUACUGGAGAAUGGCAGGCCUGACCUGAAAACAGCAUAUCAAAGUUGACCUGCUCAGCUACAGGGGUGGACGGCGGGCAGUGUAGUUUGUGUCUCCAAUCCUCAUCUGUCUCUGGACUUUUCACCUGAAUUCUGGUGCGUUCACUCCGUUGAGACAAUGUACUGCCUCCAGUGGUUGCUGCCAGUCCUACUCAUCCCAAAGCCCCUGAACCCAGCACUGUGGUUCAACCACUCGAUGUUCAUGGGAUUCUACCUGCUCAGCUUCCUUCUGGAGAGGAAACCGUGUACCAUCUGUGCCUUAGUGUUCUUGGCAGCAUUGUUUCUCAUCUGCUACAGCUGCUGGGGGAACUGCUUUCUCUACCACUGCCAGGACUCUCCACUGCCAGACUCAGCCCAUGACCCCAACAUUGUGGGCACUUAAACCCGCAACAACAUGUCUGUCUACCCCCCCCUCCCACCCCCAAUGAUGAUAUGUGCACAGAGACCUCUGGACAAUCUACAUUCAGGCUGUGAAUAUAAUCUUUGCCAGAAAUGCUGGGACACUCCUGUUCUUGGUAACCCAUAUAUGCUUCCCGGUCCCGUCUCCCACACUGACGCUCACAACACAGACAGUAGCCCGGCCCCCAACUCUCCCCUGUUCAUGGGCUAAAGUCUCUCUCUUUGGGUUCUAGGAUCUGAAAUUUGCAUGGGUUGCCUGUUUGAUUUUUUUUUUUUCCUCCAUCUGUUUGGGUUUAAAUGCAGAUUACAUUUUCUUAAUUUCUGGAUGCUGAAUGUUUCCAAAGGGUAGAUAUAUUGUGUGAUUGUGUGUGAGUGUGUGAAAUAUUUUGAUUCUUGAUCCCGUACUGACGGAUCGUUCUGAUUCAAUGUAAGUGGUAAGGAGCUGUUGAAUCUCCGUGGCUGUCGAGAGCUGAAAAUGAAUGUGAGGUUCUGCCAGUCUUGAGGCUUAUACCUGGAUUCUUCCAGAAUGGCUAGAGACAGAGGGAAUAUUUACUUGACAGUUGAGUACACUUCCCCCCCCCCCCCACACUUUGACUGGUUGUACUUAAGGCAAGCAGAAUCUACCCCAGGUUAUCCCUAGCCAUCUCUCUCAAGUCAGUCCAGGUACUGUCACAGCUUUGUAAUCCAAUAAAGGUAAUUGCUCUACAACACACAGAGGUGGGAAUCACAGUGACCAUGGGUGUUUUUCUCUUUGUUUCUUGUGAACACUCACACAUACACAGACACAGCGCUGUGCAUGUUAUAGCACAGAGGUCCAGGUGCAGAUGACCCGAUACAGGUGGGGAUGGCUGGUGUGUUUGUAGGGAGACAAUAAAUUAACCUCCUCCAUGACUACAGCACAAGGUAACGAAGACAAACCUUAUCCGUGUGAAUUAGCUUUGAGCCUGGCUACAGUCAGCAUAUAUGACAACUUGACUUUUCCUUUUGUUAAAACUGUUUAAAAGGGUCAGAGAAACUCUCAGAUCUGUUGUCGGAGAUCAAACCUUUGGUUGCUAUAGAAAUGGCUUAUUUCCAUUGCUGGUUAAUUAGUUGCAAUUAUAUUUUCACAUAAAAUGUUGGGUUUUUUUUCUUUCUUUUUCCUUCCACUUUUGAGUGUUGGUUUUUUUUUUGCAGCUGGAGUCUCUCUGAUGCUGCACACUGACUCACAGUUGCUGUAAGAUUUUAAUGUCAUUCUAUCCCAUCAGCCGUAUUUUGACAAUGAAUGGGAAGGUGUGACUUGUAUACCACUGUGUAAUUUAUGCCAUUCUUCAGCAAAACAUUGUUGAUCAUUAAAAGAGCUGAAGCCACCUGCUUUGGACAAGACUUUUCUCUG